AUGUCCGAAGAGUGCAUCGUCUGCCUCGAACCAAAGGCGGCAUCCGACUUUCCCACAGAGCCGCUGACAAGCACAUGCGACCAUUCCCCGUGUACAUGUCUGGAUUGUAUCCGGAUUGCCAUAGCUGUCAAUAUUGGCGGCAAUCUGUCGUCACGCAUUGCUUGUCCAGAGUGCGAAGAAAUCUUGAGCCAUGAAGCAAUACAGCGGUAUGCGGACGACGUAGCGAGACGAAAGUAUAAUGAUAUGGUGAUUCGCCAGGCGCUGGAAGGUUUUGAGGGGUUUAUUUGGUGCGCGUCGGGCUGCGGUAGCGGACAGAUCCACGACGGUGGCGUAGACCAGCCCAUUGUGAAAUGCACCUCAUGCGGUGGCCAGACGUGUUUCCAGCACAGAUCGCUUUGGCACACCGGUGUGUCAUGUGAAGAGUGGGAUCUGAUUCGAUCUUUCCCGAUGCCGUCAACUGUAAGUGAUGGCCUGAGCAACGGCAAGAUCCUCGAUCGGAUCCGGCGUGCACGAGAGAUCCAGGCCAGCGAGGAGGUCAUCGGGAAGAUUUCCAAGCGAUGCCCAGGCUGUGCGAGGAGUAUUGAGAAGAAUGGGGGAUGGUGA
Lasiosphaeria miniovina is the source of this 603-nucleotide messenger RNA. RefSeq lists its product as uncharacterized. Gene Ontology annotation, biological process: ubiquitin-dependent protein catabolic process; protein polyubiquitination; positive regulation of proteasomal ubiquitin-dependent protein catabolic process. The transcript is spliced from 2 exons. The record is from RefSeq and is a predicted model, not a curated record. Gene Ontology annotation, molecular function: zinc ion binding; ubiquitin protein ligase activity; ubiquitin conjugating enzyme binding. Lineage: Eukaryota; Fungi; Ascomycota; Sordariomycetes; Sordariales; Lasiosphaeriaceae. Bases 1 to 603 code for a protein of 200 amino acids. Gene Ontology annotation, cellular component: ubiquitin ligase complex; cytoplasm.